Molecule: messenger RNA, 1306 nt
Organism: Acanthopagrus latus (yellowfin seabream)
Lineage: Eukaryota; Metazoa; Chordata; Actinopteri; Spariformes; Sparidae
Gene: crip2l
Product: cysteine-rich protein 2-like
Exons: 8
Coding region: 172-786 (204 amino acids)
Source: RefSeq, a predicted model, not a curated record
AAUGAGGGAGAAGAAGCAAAGGGCAGGAUGCGAGCGUCGGUCUCGCCCCUCAUCUCCAUCACCGUCUCCAUCCUGUGAGGUGUGUCUGCAGUCAGACAGACAGACAGACAGACAGACAGACAGAGGUGUCCGACUGGAAACGACUCCAUCAGCUCUUUGUUCACCCGGACCAUGGCGUCAAAAUGUCCAAAAUGCGACAAGACGGUGUAUUUCGCGGAGAAGGUGUCGUCUUUAGGGAAAGACUGGCACAAGUUCUGUCUGAAAUGCGAGCGCUGCAACAAGACGUUGAAUCCUGGAGGCCACGCCGAGCACGAUGGGAAGCCUUUUUGCCACAAGCCGUGCUACGCCGCCCUCUUCGGACCGAAAGGCGUGAACAUCGGCGGCGCCGGCUCCUACGUGUACGACAAUCCUGUCAACGAGGCCCCGGCUGCCGUUUCCCUGGAAACAGAUGGAAAACCAGAGGAGGCGAAAAAGGCCCCCGCACGGGGACCAGUGAAGGCUGCGAGCUUCUCAUCUUUCUCCGGAGGACCCAACAUCUGCCCCAGGUGCAACAAGACAGUAUAUUUCGCUGAGAAGGUGUCGUCUCUGGGGAAGAACUGGCACCGGCCCUGUCUGCGCUGUGAGAGGUGCAGCAAGACUCUGGCUCCAGGCAGCCACGCAGAGCACGACGGACAGCCGUACUGCCACAAACCGUGCUACGCCGUGCUGUUCGGGCCCAAAGGCGUGAACACCGGAGGUGUCGGCAGCUACAUCUACGACGAGCCCGAGGCUGAGGCUCAGCCCUGAGCCUCCAGACAGAGUUCCACCUCCAGGACCCUCGACGUCUCUUUGAUUUGCCGGACAGUCACGGUGACAAGCGACAUGUACUGCGCUCACAGGGAUGGAUAUUUAGAUGUUUAUGUUGUAUUUGUAUAUGGUUUAUAGUAUAUCUAUUUUUUGUACCGAAACAAACCUUUAACAUGUCCUCCCAUGUGAGCUACUGAUUUGCCUUUAAGUUUCUUGGUUCUCUUUGCCAAAUUAUGAUGUAGUAGAGUAAAGCAGCUGUGUUUUUUUCACUCCUCAUGAAGGGUUUUACAGACUUUUGUGCACUAAGAAGAUGUAUGGAAAAAAGAAAAGCACCCCAGUCCAAUAAUUUACUGUCAGUGUUUCUUGAAUGGGUUCCCCCCCAGGUUCAGUAAUAUAGGGAUGAGAUGUAGACUGUACACACAGCAACGUGCGUUUUUACUGAAUGUUUUGGAGGUGAGUUUGGGGUCAGUUGUGAGCAGAAAAGUCACAUUUUCUACAGUAAAAUCUGUGUGAUAACAAA